UUCACACACAGUGCAUUUCUGAACCACAAAACGUAAACCUAUAAAACUUAAGCCGCCUUUGGCUCCCCCAUCUCGAAAUGCCUUCUCCCGGGCUGCGAGAGUUCCAGGAAAACCUCACCGCGCGCCUCAGCCCUUGGCACCGCUCCUUCCAAUUCUGGAUCCGAGCCGCGGAAAUCUACACCGGCUACAAGGUCUCUCUGCGUGUGUGGUGUCUGUGUGUUUGUGUUUGCCAGUUUCGGGUGAGAUUCGAGAAGGAUGCGGAGAAGAGGGAAGCAAUGUGGGAGAGGCAGCACGAGCUCGCUGCGGAUAAGAUGUAUUCCCUCUGCUCCGAGCUGGGUGGGCUCUUUCUCAAGGCUGCUCAAAUUCUGGGAAAACCUGAUUUGGCCCCUGCAGCUUGGGUACGAAGACUAGUUACUUUAUGUGACAAGGCUCCUGCAACCCCAAUUGAAGUGGUCCAUGGUAUAUUGGAGAAGGAGUUGGGGCAGAGUUUUACUGCAAUUUUUGAAAGCUUUGAUUCUGAGCCUGUUGGAUCUGCUUCCAUUGCACAGGUUCAUCAGGCAAGACUGAGAUGUGAAAAGACUGACGUUGCUGUUAAAGUGCAACAUCCUGGAGUUCAACAGCUGAUGACGAUAGAUAUCCACAACUUGCAAGCAUUUGUCUUGUUUUUGCAAAAGACAGACCUCAAAUUUGAUCUAUUUUCUCUUACCAAAGAGGUCGAAAAGCAGGUCGGAUAUGAAUUUGAUUUUCUGCGAGAGGCCGAGGCCAUGGAAAGAAUCCGGCACUCAUUUCAUGCUAACAACAAAAAGGUUCCUGUUUUGGUGCCACGUGUAAUUCGUGGCAUGGUGACCAGGAAAGUCUUAAUAAUGGAGUUUAUAAAUGGAAUCCCAAUAAUGAAUCUUGGCAACGAAAUAGCAAAAAGGGGCAUAGAUCCUCGUGGUAAGAUUGCAGCGGUGGCAAAGCUGAAAAUUUUGAAACAUCUGACACUAGCAUAUGGUCAAAUGAUCUUGAGGGAUGGUUUCUUCCAUGCAGAUCCACAUCCAGGAAAUAUCCUGAUUUGCAAGGAGUCAGAGGUUGCUUUACUCGAUUAUGGGCAAGUGAAGCAACUUCCUGAUGACUUGAGGCUUGGAUAUGCACAUCUUAUUCUUGCACUUGCUGACAAAGACCCUUCAAGGGCUACACAGAGUUACAAGGAGCUCGGAAUAGAAACAUUGAGUACAUGUGCUGAUGGAGAAAAGGAACUGUUUGAAUUAGCUCUAAAAAUGUUUGAUACUAAACUUCCGCCAGGAGUAACUAUGAUAUCACCAUUUUCUGACAGUUCUUCCUUAAAUCAAGUUGCUGUCCAGAGUUUCCCCGAGGAGCUCUAUUCUGUUCUUCGAACAAUGCAGCUUUUAAGAGGACUUAGUGUAGGGAUGGGAAUCAACUACUCCUGCGCAGAACAAUGGAGACCCAUUGCAGAAGAAGCUCUCUUCAGGGCUGGAAAACUAAAAGUUGGGGACUUGAAAGCACAGAAAUGUGGCUUCUGGAGACGAAUAUUUAGAAGAAAGAGGGAAUAUGACUGAUGUACAAUUUAAAAUCCAAAAUAUUUGUAUAAGAAUGCUAUCGCAAUCUCCAAAUUGACUAUCUUCAGUCAGAGAGCAUUUACUACAGUGAUUCAUCAGUUGUAUAUACGACAUUAUAUUCAAGUCUGGGGUGGUUCAAUUAAAGUUCCUUUCUUAUAAUCUAAACCAAAUUAUUCUUGAUAGAUGUAAUCUAUUGCAGAGAAUUUUCUUUUUGUUUCUA
Molecule: messenger RNA, 1779 nt
Organism: Phoenix dactylifera (date palm)
Lineage: Eukaryota; Viridiplantae; Streptophyta; Magnoliopsida; Arecales; Arecaceae
Source: RefSeq, a predicted model, not a curated record